UGUACUGAUAUAUUUUCGUUUGUUAUCAAUUUUUUGUACUGAUUGGUAACGUAAACAAUAUGGUGGGCAUACCAUAACGCAUUUGUAAGAUGGACACACCAGACGCCUCAGUAUACAGUGCUACAACCAAACGCCAGCGUGAGCAGCUUCCAAAGACGUCACUGCAGCAAGAGUUAAAUGCAAAGAUGAAGGAACGCAAGAAGCUCGGAUUGAGUGCAGAUUUAACGAGUGAAGAAAGUUCAGGUCUGGAUAGCGAGGAAGAAAACAGUUUAACAAUGGAAUUUCGAGCGAGAACAACUAUUCGAAGUGAUCGCCCGUCAUCAGCCAAAAGGCGUGGAAAGCUAGACCUAGGAGACACACUUAAACCUGGUGAAGCAAAUCGCUUUCUUAAAACUGCGAAGAAAGACCAAAUGUCCACUCUUCGUGAGUCGCCUCCCUUGAAAGGCUCAUCAGGAUUUCCAAAGGACAACUCACCUGGUCGAGACAUAGACAAAAUGUUUGGCACAUUGGCAUCAAAGGGACGCACUUCACCGUCUCCCCUAGACAGUCGGUUUGGAAUGGAUACGGUAGAUGCACCAAUUUACAGUGCAAAGCACCGAAAGUCCCCUGCUGAAGAUGGAAUGCUUACAGGGUCUAGGAAAUCCCCAGUGUCGCCUUCGCUGGGUUUACUGCCCAGUGGCAAAAAUGCUCCAGCUAGAGAACUCACUAAAGAAGAGAAGAUCUUUGGUGUUAAGACCGGCCCUGGAAAAGAUAGGGAGAGUCCAAAAGAAAAAGAGUGGAAAGCUCCAAAUUUUCGACAGUCUCCAGUCCUUGGCCAAGAAAGAGCAACUCCCAGCCCAGAUAUUGGCAAGGCUGGAAGGAAGACCCCAGAUAUAGGUCUGCAAACAAUUACUGAGAGUCCUAGACCAGUACCAAGGACUCUGGCGAAGGACACAAAACUGAAGUCCAGGGAUUCAUCCCCCAGGUCUCUGUCUCUGGAAUCGCCAAAAAGCGAGCGACCAAAGCCCAAGGUGGACAUAUUUGGGGGCAAAAAAGACAAGACCAUCGAGUUUGCUGAUGAGCCAGAAAAAACACCCAGCUCUAGAGAACGGCGAAGAUUUGGGCGUGAGGAGAAACCGUUGACCCCUGGAAGGAAAACCCCAACCAAGGCGGGUGAACCCACUGGAAGGACAACUCCAACUUUAAGAAAGAGUCCUGCAUUGUCUGGGAGACUUACACCUACAAGUGCUAAAGCUAGCAAAACAGCAGAAGAGCCUAAAAAAAAAGAGCCUGGGUUGUUUGACUUCCUUACUGAAGAUAAAAAGGAUGAUAAAAAGGAAGAAAAGAAAGAAAGCACCCCAAAACCUAGGCUUGGUCGAGACCGAAGGCAAACCAACCUUAAGAAGUCAGAGUCACAUGACUCUAUCACAGAAGAACUGGGUGCAGCCGACCAACCAAGUAUUUUGGAGGAAUCCACUCGAGACCAGCGUAUUCCAGUUGACCAGAGCUCAGUCUGCGCGGACUUGGACAAGGACCCUGACAGGGAGAGGGUGCGAAAAGAGGAGAAAGAGAAGCAAUUUGCAGGAUAUUCUAAUCAGCGCAGUGACCGGAAGGAAGCAGCUGACAUUAUUUCUCGAGUGGAGGACGCGCAAUCACAGGAUCCUAAACAAAUGACAAAACAGAGGCCUGCCAGUGCCAAGGCAGAUACAUUGGUGAAGCCUCAGCCUCGUCACAGCUUGCCGGGGUCACGACCCAGCUCUGCAGUGGCCAGCGAACGUCUUGAGAUGUUCAACACGACCAUGUCGAUACGGCAGACGAUCUUUGAGGAGUGGAGGAUGGCAAAGGCCAAGGAGAUCAAGCAGAAGAAACUGGAGGAAGAGAAAAAGAAGGAGGCAGAGGAGAAAAAGAAACAGAAGGAGAAACAGGAUAAAGUCCUAGAGAACAGGGCUUCUUAUGAGGCUUGGAUGAAAGAACGGGGCAAGUCAUUUGUAGAGGAGCAAAAGCUGAAAAAGAAGGAAGAAGAAAAGAAGCUGAAAAAGGAAGAAGAGGAAAAACAUAACAAAAAGAAAGACGCAAAAAAGAACUUCGAAAAGUGGAAAGAAUCAAAAGACGCUUUGAUUAUUGAGGAGCACAAGAAAGCCAUAGAAGAGAAACACAAGAAAAAACAGGAAGAGAGAGCAAAGCAAAAGGACAAAGAGAAAACCAACGAGACAGCUUUCAAGGGAUGGAAAGAGAGGAAGGACAAAGUGAUUGAGCAGAAUGUUGCCAAACAGAAAGAGGCUAAGCUUGAAAUAAAGAAAAAGGAAGAGGAAGAACAGAAGGAAAAGGAAAGACAGGCCAUGAGAGAUUAUAAUGAUUGGCUCAAGAAAAAGGAGAUUCAAGAAAAGAAAGAUGCUCUUCGACAGCAUCACCAUAGUGACGAUAUCUAUGACGAUUACAAACCAGCAUGGAGCCCAGCGAGCAAAAUCAUCCCUUGUGGACGCUAAUGAGGAGCAAGAGAGGAGAGAGGCUGAUUUUAGGCGUACACAGCAAAUAAGGGAGGAGCAUGGAGAGGCGGAGUUCAGGCCCCCUUGGAGUCCAGCCAGCAAGAUCAUACCUUGUGGCAGAUAGCUGAAUUUGAGCAAAACUUUUUAAAUUAGCCUAUCUCUGGGAAAAAGGUUUUAAUGCAUUUGCAUAAAGAGUCGUCCCAGAUUAGUCAGUGCAGUCUGCACAGGCUAAUCGGGUACGACACUCGCCGCUUUUAUGGAAUUUUAAGUGUAAAGUAUGUCUCUUCUUAAAGUUAAUCCAGUCUAGACAGAAAUUGAUGUCCCUUAUUAGCCUGUGCGAACUGCACAGGCUAAUCUGGGAUGAUACUUUACGUACAUGCAUUUAACCCUGUUUUCACAGAGCAUGGCUCCAGUACACACUCAAUGGCAGAUUGUACAAGUUCAUGAUUACUGUAUUUGUUCUAUGUUUUUGUACCCUUUGACAAAUACAUGUAGCAAAGUUUAAAGUUUACAGUUUAUGGCAGUGAUGGAAUUUUUAUGAAAAACAUAUUUGUUCAAUAUUUUAAGACGCUUUGAUUUGUAACACCCUAAAAUUUAUUGUGUGUGUCUAUAUUUGUUCCAUGCUGCAUUAUCAACUUACUAAAUUAUCACGCCAACUUAGUUUUUUUUGUCAUAAUUAUCUUUUAUUAAUAAUGGAAAUGCUUUUAUUUUGCAAAUAUUUAAAACAUGUAUUGUGACAAAAUGAAUGCGUAUUCAGACUAUAAUAAAAUGAAAUGUAUGUGAAAAUGGACUUUCACAAUUUCAUAACAUGAACAUUAAAUCCAUGCAAAAAAAUAAGGGCCCAAAAUUUAGUAUCUCUUUUCAGAAAAAAUGCAGUACUGAAUAUUGAGCGAAGUUAAGUAUAUAAAUGGAACGUUGAGGAAAGUUUGAGCUCAUCAUUUAAAUUGUAACUAAAAAGCUCAUUUGUUGGUAGAGAAGGUUCAACCAAACUUUUUUAUAAAUUACGCACAAUAUUUUUAUUAAAUGAAAAGAUUUUAGAUUGCAUGGUAUUUUAAAUUGAGCUUCUAAUAACUGUAUUUGUUUUUAAUGCCCUUCAUGAAAAGGACCCUGCUAUGACAGUUUCACAGCACUAUUGUGGUAAUGAUGUGUACAUCAUUUUUGCUCAUUUAUUAUUCUAAAAAUUUUACUCGACUGAGCGACAUUGAAAUGUUUUGUUUUUAAUCAUAUAGCCAUUGGCAUUUCCUUUAUUCUCUUGCUGUCCAUGAGAGAUUAAUCCUAAAUAACCUGUUUCGUAUUCAAUCAAUACUGCUUGCUACAAAGCUUUUCUACAUGCUUUGAUGUUAUAUUUGAUACACUCAACACACCCAUAUCAUCUGACCUCAUUUUGACCUUGACAUUGACCUCAUUUUGGACUUAUUAAAAAGUCAAAAGUCUUGGUAAACCCCAAAUGACGCUUUUGUCUUGCAUCAUUUUCACAUGCUACAAAGCUUUGAUACUGAAAUAAAUGUCAUCUACAAAAACUAUUUACACAAUCACAUCACCCAUACCUCAUUUUGACCCAGCCAUUGACCUACGUUUGGACAUGGACUAAUUCUUGGUUAAUCAAACAUGGUUUAACAUACUACUUGCUUAAGUUACGUUCCAUCCAACACUUGGCAUCCUUGUCUGACAUGACCUCAUUUUCACUUUGGCAUUUUCCAUAAUUGAACGCAGCAUCUUGAUUUUGUUUGUUUAUUUGUUGAGAAAAUUAAUUGCUUUGUUUAUUCUGUUUAUAAGUGGCUAUGCUUUUAAAUUAAACAUUAUAGCAUUGAAUGAAUUUUAUUGUAUUUUGUGUGUAACUCAUUUAAGCACAUGUAAUUACGUUAACAAUAAAUAUUUGACACAACAUUUAUUUUGUCUGUGGAAGAAGGGCCCCAAAGCCUGUUAAAACAUUGUAAUAUUUUCUUUGUAGAUCUGUACAUUUCUUUUUUAGAUAUUUAAAGAAAAUACAUAAACAUAAUUUUUUUCAGAAAAUAGAUUGUAGAAUAUUUAUCUCAUGAUGGUUAUCUCAUCUUGAAACAGUUACUGACAUUGAACAGAUUUCUUUUGGACAUUUAAAAAAAUACAAGGCCCUUAACUCUAAGAACCGUGCUUUUGAUAUGUAUUGUUAUGAAAAGAUCUGAUUUAUGAAGAGAAUUUCAGUUGCUCAUAUGUGUUUAAAUGUUUACCUUAUUUUAUUCUGUGGUAAUAUUUUACAUUUUUAUGCUUUGUUGUUAUUUAUACUUUAAGUUGUAAAUAUGGUAUUUGUAAUCUGUGAUAGUGAUAUGUAACAUGUUGUUAUUUCCUGCAAAUAUUUUGUGGAGGUGUACAAUUGAAAGAAGAGAACCAUUGUUUUCAUCUUAACAUUUCUUUAAAUUUUGAUUUUACAUAUGUUGUUUACAUGUAGUUGUUUAAAAUAAAGCAAACUUAUUUUAA
Molecule: messenger RNA, 4919 nt
Organism: Dreissena polymorpha
Lineage: Eukaryota; Metazoa; Mollusca; Bivalvia; Myida; Dreissenidae
Product: microtubule-associated protein 9-like
Exons: 15
Coding region: 90-2465 (791 amino acids)
Biological process (GO): regulation of mitotic cytokinesis; mitotic spindle assembly; mitotic cytokinesis
Cellular component (GO): astral microtubule
Molecular function (GO): microtubule binding
Source: RefSeq, a predicted model, not a curated record